Molecule: messenger RNA, 585 nt
Organism: Pelagomonas calceolata
Lineage: Eukaryota; Pelagophyceae; Pelagomonadales; Pelagomonadaceae
Source: the annotation of a GenBank genome assembly
AUGGCUCGGUCCUUCAUAAUGCUCUCACUGGCUGCUCGCACGGCAGCGUUUAACGCGCCGCGCACGGCCUCGUUGCGGCUCGUGCGCCAUGCCGCGUCGCGCGCGGAGCGUGAGCUCGAGUUACUACGCAAGACAGUACCACAACUGAAAGAUGAGCUGCGCGCGCAAGGGCUGAAAGUCGGCGGGCGCAAGGCCGAGCUCAUCGAGCGCUUGCUGGGCCCGGGCGAGAUUAUGGAGGACGAGCUCGAUCUCGAUUGCGACGUGCCACAGGCCGUCACGGCCAUGACGCCGACCGUACUCAUAGAAGCGUGCAAGAGCUGACAGGCCUUCGCGCGCGCGGCGGCGAAGGUGCAGGGACUCGUGGCAAGCAGCGCCAAAGUCGUCGGUCACGCGCGGAAGGGCUUCACGCCCGCAGAACCCCUGCCCGACAAGCCGUGCAAGAGCGUCUUCCGCGUGACAGCGAUGCCCGUGGGUCGGCCACCGCUAAUCGUGGCCGAGACAGGACCGGAACCUCGACCCUUCAAGGACCUCAAGGCGCUCGACCUGGACGAGGUCGCGGACGCGUGCUUGGCGGCGCUGCAGUGA